Ruditapes philippinarum (Manila clam) is the source of this 2147-nucleotide messenger RNA. RefSeq names its product prion-like-(Q/N-rich) domain-bearing protein 25. NCBI's taxonomy places the organism in Eukaryota, Metazoa, Mollusca, Bivalvia, Venerida, Veneridae. The coding region runs from base 81 to 1100 and encodes 339 amino acids. The record is from RefSeq and is a predicted model, not a curated record. The transcript is spliced from 11 exons.
CGUCGUAAAGAUAGCAUUGCUUUCGCUAUUAUCGUUCCGAGGUGAAAAUUCCAUCUGAACCGACAAAUAAAGACACAAUCAUGACUCAGCUUGCCUUCAGCGGAUUGAAGAUCAUAAUUUUGAUACUCGGACUGACUGGCCAUAUUUGUUGCGCAGCACUUGGAACCACGUGUGAUGCGAACAAUGCGCAAACUGUUUGUACAGAGGCAAAUGCAGAUUGUUCUUCGGGGAAAUGUUCUUGUCAGACAAAUUUUGUAGAAGAAAAAGGGCAUUGCCUGAAAGCUGUUGGCCAACAAUGUGCAGCAGCCACGGAAUGCGUAUCAAAUGCUGAUUGUGAUACAACUUGUAAAUGCAAAGAGGGGUUAGUUGAUACAAACGGAUUGUGUGCAAAACCACUUGGAACCACGUGUGAUGCGAACAAUGCGCAAACUGUUUGUACAGAAGCAAAUGCAGAUUGUUCUUCGGGGAAAUGUUCCUGUCAGACAAAUUUUGUAGAAGAAAAUGGGCAUUGCCUAAAAGCUGUUGGCCAACAAUGUGCAGCAGCCACGGAAUGCGUAUCAAAUGCUGAUUGUGAUACAACUUGUAAAUGCAAAGAGGGGUUAGUUGAUACAAACGGAUUGUGUGCAAAACCCAAAGUAUCGGAAACGCAGUGCCACAGCAAUACCGAAUGCACUGUGUCGAACUCCGAAUGUGACACACAAGCGACAAAGUGUAAAUGUAAAAAUACUUUUACAGAAAGUUCACCUGACGGAACUUCAUGCACUGCAUCAACACAAACAACACUUGGCACCACGUGUGAUGCGAACAAUGCGCAAACUGUUUGUACAGAAGCAAAUGCAGAUUGUUCUUCGGGGAAAUGUUCUUGUCAGACAAAUUUUGUAGAAGAAAAUGGGCAUUGCCUGAAAGCUGUUGGCCAACAAUGUGCAGCAGCCACGGAAUGCAUAUCAAAUGCUGAUUGUGAUACAACUUGUAAAUGCAAAGAGGGGUUAGUUGAUACAAACGGAUUGUGUGCAAAACCGUCAUCUGCUACAUCAGUUAAGACAGCCCUGAGCGUCAUGAGCAUACUGACGAUGUUGAACAUUCUUUUGAAAAUGUUUUAAAGAUUAUCUUCGCAACGCUAAGAGAUGGUGUACGUGUUUGAUGGAACAUAUUAAGUAUCUAUUUUAAACAAAUAUUACUAUAUUUGUUUCUUCAAAAGGAACAACAUAGUGUGUGAUGGCUUGUUCAUUGUAUUUCUUGUUGAUGACUUAUAUUUAUUUUAAUCUCUUUAAAAUUUAAACGCAAUAUAUAUUAAAUUGAACUUAAAAUUUGACACAAGAAUAAACACUCGAAUUAUAUGCAUGUAUAUUAGGGCUUCUAGUAUCACGGUGGUUAAACUAAACGGUAUUCUUUCUAUACUGUCAAUUUAUGCGUUAUAUAGUCCUUCUUUGUGAUUUGCCACCUGUUUCUUUAUAUACAUUUACAUAGUGAGUGUUUUAGAAAGGUUGUCAGAUCUUCAAAAUUUGCAUUGUUUUACAUAAAGAAGUAAACAUUAUUUAUAUUUUAAGAAUUUGUACGGAACAUUUCAUAUAUUUUACUAAGUUAAACAUGUACCGUCCCAUAUUAUACAUUAAACAUGCAUAGUGAAUAAAAAUCAUUAUGUGUUGUAAGGGGCUACGGGUAAGGUACGAAUAUGGUGCCGGAUAUGUAGCGAUAUUUGUUGGCAAAAGUUUGUAUACGAAAUUCAAUAUUCUUAUAGAAAUUGAACUAAACGGGUCUUACUGUGGGUUGUUGGCUUUUUAAAUUUGUUACUAAUCCGAUGGUCCCCAGUUUUUGUUUAUGUUAAACCUGUGAUAAUGUGUCUUAUGUUGCAUUGAGAAGUUUAUUUAAUGAACCGUCAAUGUAUUGUGGUUAUUUUCUAUGUUCAUACAAUACUUCUACGACAGUCUUGUCAUGUUUUUUUUUAAUUAUUUUUUCUCGAAAUUUAUGUCCUGCCUUUGUGAUAAAUACAUAAUUUUCAACAAAGAUUUGCUUUUUGUGUGUUAAUGAUUAUUUCAGUCAUUUUGCAUAUAAGAUUGAAUGCUGAAUUGUUGUUGUUGCCGAUGAAAAGAAUAUGUAAAAUAAAUAAAUGACGUGUUUUCACUUUCUCUAGGAACAUUUCUGAAAAA